Molecule: messenger RNA, 856 nt
Organism: Cheilinus undulatus (humphead wrasse)
Lineage: Eukaryota; Metazoa; Chordata; Actinopteri; Labriformes; Labridae
Gene: lhfpl4a
Product: LHFPL tetraspan subfamily member 4a
Exons: 5
Coding region: 1-747 (248 amino acids)
Biological process (GO): sensory perception of sound; gamma-aminobutyric acid receptor clustering
Cellular component (GO): postsynaptic membrane; plasma membrane; inhibitory synapse
Molecular function (GO): GABA receptor binding
Source: RefSeq, a predicted model, not a curated record
AUGCUGCCUUCCCAGGAAGCCUCCAAAAUCUACCAUGACACCUACAUGCGCAACUCCAGGGCCAUAGGGGUCCUGUGGGCGAUAUUCACCAUCUGUCUGGCCAUCAUCAACGUGGUGGUCUUCAUCCAGCCUUACUGGAUCGGGGACAGCGUCAGCACCCCCCACGCCGGCUACUUCGGCUUGUUCCACUACUGCGUGGGCAACGGGAACUCCAACAGGGAGCUCUUGUGCCAGGGCAGCUUCUCUGAAUUCAGCUCCAUCCCGUCGGGAGCUUUCAAGGCGGCCUCCUUCUUCGUGCUGAUGUCCAUGGUGCUCAUCCUCUGCUGCAUCGGCUGCUUCGCCCUCUUCUUCUUCUGUAACACCGCUACGGUCUACAAGACGUGCGCCUGGAUGCAGCUGCUCUGCGCCGUGUGCCUGGUUCUCGGCUGUGUCAUCUUUCCAAACGGCUGGGAUGCAGAGAUCAUCCGGGACAUGUGUGGAGAGGACACGGGGAGGUACACCCUGGGUAACUGCUCGGUGCGCUGGGCCUACAUCCUGGCCAUCAUCGGCAUCCUGGACGCCCUCAUCCUCUCCUUCCUGGCCUUUGUGCUCGGCAACCGGCAGAGUGACUUCCUGCAGGAGGAGCUGAGGGCAGAAAAUAAAGAUUUCGCGGUGUCACGGCUUCAUCUUGGCCCCUCUCUCCGAAUGGAUGGAAUUGAAAUCCGCGACUCCAAGGAUCCCAGAUUUGCAGUCCACCGUUUCCACUGAGAAGAAAACUUCCUCUCCCCCUCCUUAAGUCCUUCUCUCCCUCCCUCUCUCUUACUCCUCCUCUAAGUUCUUCAGGUUAAACCUCGAUCUGGACUUGGAUGUGGUCUUG